This is a messenger RNA of Neocloeon triangulifer, 4043 nucleotides long. RefSeq names its product calmodulin-lysine N-methyltransferase-like. Lineage: Eukaryota; Metazoa; Arthropoda; Insecta; Ephemeroptera; Baetidae. Gene Ontology annotation, molecular function: zinc ion binding; RNA binding; protein binding. Gene Ontology annotation, cellular component: precatalytic spliceosome; cytoplasm; nucleus. The record is from RefSeq and is a predicted model, not a curated record. Gene Ontology annotation, biological process: mRNA splicing, via spliceosome. The transcript has 3 exons. Bases 484 to 1359 code for a protein of 291 amino acids.
CUUGUUUCUCUUGGCCUUUGAAAUUCGGGCGCGAAAACUCAAAAGUUUGCGAAAACCGAGUGCGGGAACUUUUGUUGGCCGCCGUUGCCGGGAAUGCGAGUGAAAAGUAAACAAUGCGGCGGCGGCCUGAUGGGUUUCAAUCGAGCGUGAUCGAGGUUAAAUUUAGCCCUAGAUUUCGUGCUAAAUUUGCUCCCGUAAUCAAGAAGAAUCAAUCCGAACGAAAGCUUAAAUCUUGGACCUUAGUGGCGAGUGUCAUGUCACCACCUCUGUUUCUCGCGGUCAGAUCAGAUUGAUUGUCAAUGCGCAAGCAAAGCCGAGCAGUGCUCAACCCCUUCUUCCGCGGCCACUGCUCUUCUUCGGCGUGAAACCGACUUCUGACUAACUGACCGGCACACACACCUCUGCAAUGCAGUAGCGAAAAGUGAAUGGCGAAUUGUCCUGCACUGGCCAAGUGUGAUUUCUACUGCUUCGUAGGUGCUAAGCAUGUCCGGAUCGCUGGUCGCCCUGGGCACCGACGACAUCGGCCAGGCGCGCCACGAGGCGGCCCGCCAGCGGUGGCGGCUCCUGGCUGAGGCGCUCAAGCGCGGCGCCUCUCACGACGGCGCCGACUCCUGCAUGGGGGUCUCUUUCGGGCUGGUGCGGUGCUCGCCCACCCCUGAGGACGGCUGGUUCUUGUACUCCGCGCAGGGCUUCGAGGUGCUCGUCUGCCACGUCAGCGAGGCCGUCUCCCCAAAGGCACUUGCUGGGUUCAACAACACGGGCAACGUGCGCGUGUGGUCGUCGGAGGAGGUGCUGACACACUACUGCCUGCGCCAGGGUCCGGCCCUUUUCGCAGGGCGCCGCGUCAUCGAGCUGGGCGGCGGCAUGACGUGUCUGGCGGGGCUGAUGGUGGCCAAGGCGGUCGCGCCGGCGCACGUGCACCUGACGGACGGCAACACUGCGGCCAUGGCCAACGUCAAGCGCAUCGUGGCGCAGAACGAGCUGCGCACCGACGUGGCGUGCAGCGUGCUCAGGUGGCACGAGGUCAAGGUCACCGCGGCGGCGGCGACCUACGACUUUGUGCUGUGCGCCGACUGCCUCUUCUUCGACGAAGCGCGACCCGCGCUGGCGCAGGCCAUCGACCUCCUGCUCAAGCCUGGCGGCUCGGCCCUGGUGAUGGCGCCGGCCAGGGGCGGCACCUUCAACCUUUUCGUGCAGGAGGCCGCGCGCAAAGGGCUCAGGUACUCUAUCGCCAGGCGCUACGACGACGCCGUCUGGGCCAGUCACGAGGCCCUGGCACAGGCCCACCUUCAGGGAGGCCCCUUUUACGACGAGGACCUCCACUACCCGCUGCUGCUGGUGCUCACGAAACCCAGCUGAAUGGCCCCCUCUUUAAAGGAUGGAAUUCAAAUUUUGGCAGGUGUUCCAAAAAUCUAAAAUUUUCCAAUUUUUCUACUCGGAAAGGACCUAUAGAAUUAAAGAAGAACCAUUUAACAAUAAACUAUUUAAAAUCAAAACAAUUUACUAGUUACUAGUAUUAAAUUAUUAAUUGAUUAAAAUAUUUUCUUUAUUAAUUAUAUUUUGCUUGAAACAUUGAAACCUACAGUGACCAAUUUUAAUCAAAUUUUCAUGCAGAUAAUGAGAAACUGUUGGUAAAAUCCACUACCAAAAACUUAAAAGUCAUUUGAAAACUGCUGGGAGGAACAAUGCAAAAAGUAAAAGGGUUGGAUUGUAAAUUCAUUUUUUCUUCUGAAAGAAAAUCAACAAAUAAGGCCUUAACCCUCUCCCUUAAAUAUGAUAGAGGAUUUUAGCUCAAUUCCCUUGAAUAUUAUCAAAGUUGAUAGUUGAUACUGAAACAAGUUUUUUUCUCGGAUAAUUGUUAUAAAAGUUUUUUUUCUUAUAAGGUGUUUAUUGUAUCUUUUAAGCGAAUUUCAUCCUUUAAACUGGGAGGGCAAUCUUUGCGCUUCUCUCCUGUUCUUAUUUGAACAAAGGCCAUAGCUAUCAUAGUAAACGGGCAAAAGCAAAUUUUCACACAAAUGUUCUCAAAUAAUUUCCAAAUAACGUGAAAAUGUUGUCAAAAUAUGGUGUUCAAUUUACUAUUUAUAAUUCUAUUUUAAACUGCUUUGAUGUUUCUAGCGUACACAUCUUGAUGAAUCUCAUAAUUAUACACUUGAUUUUUCUCAAUAUAUAUAUUUUAAAAUUUUUACAUGCUUAGGUUAAAACGAUUCCUCAAUUCCUGUAAAAGCGACCAGUAUUUAUGUCUCUCCCCUGUAUUAAGUAUUAUAUUUGUCAAUUCCAUGUAAUGUCAUUCCUUCAUACUCUGCCUCUUUCGGUGUAGUUUUUUAUCGAUUCUCAUUCAAUUAUUGUCUUGCUCGGUGUAAUUUUCUCGUCGAUGACUUGAAAUUCCUAAUAAUCUGUCGUCUCUUCCGCCACAAAUAUUUAUAAAAAUGCUUCCUUCAAAUUAGCUUUUAACUUAUAUCAGCGGAUUACGUUUUUUUGUUUUUUAAUACAGCUAUCACGCUUUUGCUAAUUCUCUUUGCCAACGUCGCAUCUCAACUCAAAAAAAGCCUAUUUGAAAAUCAACAUUUCUUUUUGUAAACCAUGGAUUUAGUUAAUUCACUUGGCUUUGUUUCUCUUCAGUUUUGGAGUGUUAGAUUUUUUUAUGCCCCACUUUUAAUGUUCUUGUUUAUGAAAUCUUAUUUAAUUAUUUUGUACUCAAAAAAGUGGCCACUUAAAUUGAGUAAAAUAAUGUGUUCCCUAAAAAAAAUUGCCAAGGUCUCAGACCAUUUUUUUCCAAAGUAAAUUUCUUAUUCAUUUUGCAUGAUUUUGCAAUACCUUUCUCUCUCUCCCAAGUCCUUUUCUAUAUCUAUACUCUACUCAGUAUGAAUUAGUUCUUGUUAGAUUCGUAUAUUAGUCCUCCAAGAGGCAAAAAUUGCACUUGAAAUCGCUUUGAAGUAUAGUUGGUUAGAGAUUUCGUCGAAUCGGAAGGGUUGAGCGCCGGACGACGGCGGAAGGCGAGAUUAUACUUAAUUCUAUUUUAGUAGAAUGCUGAGUGCUGUAUUAUAUGGCUGUGAUGUUUUACAAACACUCGACGCGUAUAUACAUGAGGCAGACAGACAUUUUUGUUCAAGUUAGCGCGUAAACAGUGCCCCCGAAAUGCCAUAAUAUUUGAAACGCCGAGAGCGGGGCUGAAUCUCAUUCGGACACAUUCGCUGUUUAGCAUCCCAGCUUCGAUUCCUCGACAAUUGUUUGUCUGCGCAAAAGACACGCUUAGGCUUUGCUUAAAAACAUGCGCAACUCCGUGUUUAGGUUAAAAAUAAAUUAUUAAAUUGCACACGGAGGAAAGUUGUAUAAAAAAAUUGCUCAUUUAAUUUUACAGAGGUAGAGAUUCUAGCGGACCGACUGAUCCUAGAUCAAUAAAUUUGUAUACUGCGUGCCUUUGGAUGCGUAAGUGUUGUCGGCGGCACAUAAAUUUAGACGCAUUGUAAAUUAUCGCCAUUCGACUAAUAUCUGCGUUUUUGGGGAAAUGCACAAUGCAGGUGAAAUUAAAUUUCUGUUGAAGAAAAUGCCAAAAAUAAAAUUGUUAAGCAUUUUUAUAAAUGCUCAUCGAAUUUAUAAGAAUAUAAAUGAAAUCAAGAAGGCAUGCCGUCCUGCAGGUUUAAGAUUGUUAGUCGGAAUGGAACAAUAACAUAAUGCAAAACGCACUCUUGAUCACAUGAACAUUUAUGUGUAUUUUUCUCUUGACGUUGGAUAAAAAAAAUUUAGAAAGCUAGACACGUUGUACUCAAAUAAGAAUAUUAUGUAUGCUGAAUAAAAUUAUUGUACUCAUGCCUCCUCAAUUGUAUCAAUUUACAUAAGGUGUUACUGUGCCUGUUAUACUGUAUUUAGAACAAUACAUACUAGGUUGUUGUUACUGAUGAACCCUUGUUUUAUGAAUUCUGACCCAUUCUAAAAUUAAGAAAGAAAGAAAAAUGAACAAUCUUUUCAUAAGGCCAAGAGAAAGAAUAUAAAAAUAGAUUUGAGCUUUCAAGAUUGAUGAGGUGAGGGGACUUGUUUUGUUUUCU